Molecule: messenger RNA, 1156 nt
Organism: Mandrillus leucophaeus (drill)
Lineage: Eukaryota; Metazoa; Chordata; Mammalia; Primates; Cercopithecidae
Product: glutamate decarboxylase 2-like
Exons: 6
Coding region: 28-597 (189 amino acids)
Biological process (GO): GABA shunt
Cellular component (GO): cytoplasm
Molecular function (GO): pyridoxal phosphate binding; glutamate decarboxylase activity
Source: RefSeq, a predicted model, not a curated record
AACUCUGUGACGUGGAAUCCACACAAGAUGAUGGGAGUCCCUUUGCAGUGCUCUGCUCUGCUGGUUAGAGAAGAGGGAUUGAUGCAGAAUUGCAACCAAAUGCAUGCCUCCUACCUCUUUCAGCAAGAUAAACAUUAUGACCUGUCCUAUGACACUGGAGAUAAGGCCUUACAGUGUGGACGCCACGUUGAUGUUUUCAAACUAUGGCUGAUGUGGAGGGCAAAGGGGACUACCGGGUUUGAAGCACAUGUUGAUAAAUGUUUGGAGUUGGCAGAGUAUUUAUACAACAUCAUAAAAAACCGAGAAGGAUAUGAGAUGGUGUUUGAUGGGAAGCCUCAGCACACAAAUGUCUGCUUCUGGUACAUUCCUCCGAGCUUGCGUACUCUGGAAGACAAUGAAGAGAGAAUGAGUCGCCUCUCAAAGGUGGCUCCAGUGAUUAAGGCCAGAAUGAUGGAGUAUGGAACAACAAUGGUCAGCUACCAACCCUUGGGAGACAAGGUCAAUUUCUUCCGCAUGGUCAUCUCAAACCCUGCAGCAACUCACCAAGACAUCGACUUCCUGAUUGAAGAAAUAGAACGUCUUGGACAAGAUUUAUAAUAACCUUGCUCACCAAGCUGUUCCACUUCUCUAGAGAACAUGCCCUCAGCUAAGCCCCCUACUGAGAAACUUCCUUUGAGAAUUGUGCAACUUCACAAAAUGCAAGGUGAACACCACUAUGUCUCUGAGAACAGACGUUACCAAUUGUGGAGUGUCACCAGCUGCCAAAAUCGUAGGUGUUGGCUCUGCUGGGCACUGGAGUAGUUGCUAAUCUUCAGAAUAUGGACAAAGAAGGCACAGGUGUAAAUAUAGUAGCAGGACGAGGAACCUCAAACUGGGUAUCAUUUUGCACGUGCUCUUCUGUUCUCAAAUGCUAAAUGCAAACACUGUGUAUUUAUUAGUUAGGUGUGCCAAGCUACCGUUCCCAAAUUGGUGUUUCUGAAUGACAUCGACAUUCCCCCAACAUUACUCCAUUACUAAAGACAGAAAAAAAUAAAAACAUAAAAUAUACAAACACGUGGCAACCUGUUCUUCCUACCAAAUAUAAACUUGUGUAUGAUCCAAGUAUUUUAUCUGUGUUGUCUCUCUAAACCCAAAUAAAUGUGUAAACGUGGACACA